AAUCUCCAGGUCACCAGCACAAGAAAAGAUUUACUUCCCUCAACGAGGUCUAUCACAAACCACACGAAUCAACAUGUCAUCCGAUCAGGAAUACGCCAACUUUUUGGAAAAGGCCAACCAAGAUACCGGCAGCAGCAGCAACGAAGUCAAGAGCAGCGGUUUCGCGCAAACGAAAGCAGUGGAUUCCGCUGUCCCAGCACCGCUGAAAGAUGUGGAUGCUUUCUAUCAAAGCGACACCGAUGAGCCCUUCGAGCCUGUUGCGCUGAAGUAUGGCAAGAAGGAUUCCAUCAGUCAAGACAAAUUCGCUGAUCUGAUCAACCAUUCUGGAGAGGUGGAAGAGAUCAGUGUCAAGGACUGGAAUGUCAAGAACGUCUAUGCUGAGGUCGUUGAGGCUGUCAAGAAGGCUGGUAGUGGCAAAGCAGAUGUGCAGGUGUUCCGUGUCGCUCAUGGCAGCACUCGUUGCGAAUACUACAUUGUCACUCUCAAUGAUGAGGGCGUCGUUGUCGGUGUCAAGGCCAAGGCUGUUGAGAGCUAGAGUUUGGCUAUUUGGCUUCUUCAACAUCCUUUCUGUUUCCUGCCUACUUCUGCGUAGGUAAUUUUGAUACCCAUAUCCAAUCCACUUCAUCAUAGAAUGAGAGUGCCCAACGUCCGAAAUGAUAUCCUGAUUUAC
This is a messenger RNA of Aureobasidium pullulans EXF-150, 670 nucleotides long. RefSeq lists its product as uncharacterized. The record is from RefSeq and is a predicted model, not a curated record. NCBI's taxonomy places the organism in Eukaryota, Fungi, Ascomycota, Dothideomycetes, Dothideales, Saccotheciaceae. Bases 74 to 535 code for a protein of 153 amino acids. The transcript is spliced from 2 exons.